AAAAAAAAAAUGAAAAGGCACACAUGUAAAGAACAGGAAGAAGAUCACAUGUUAUAAUAAUCCCCUUUGCAGCCAGAGAGGACCAGAGAGGAGGACUGCCCAGCUAGGACUGGGAGAUGCGCUGGAGGCUGAGAGGGAGGCAGAGACAGAACUUGUCGAUAACUCCGCAGCCCCCGCGAAGGAAGGAGCCCCCGGCCCGAAUCUCGCUGUAGCGGGAGGGAGAAAGGAUCCUGCGAUCGCCCCCCUUGCCCCCGUCUCGCCGGGCGCUGGGCAUGGCAGCGCAGCCCGUGCCCGUCGCCGGGAGCCGCCGCUGAGCGCGGGCAGCAGGAGCGGCAGAGCCGAGCUGGCCUGGGGUUUGUUUUUCGCUCUGAUCCCCUGGCGCUCGCUGUGUGAAGCAAAUCCCUUGGAGGUGGGGGAGAAGUGGCUUCCGUGACAGCGGGGGGAGGAGGGAAAUCGAAUUAGAAUAAACCAAAAUAAAAAGAGAGAAGAGCCGAGAAAGCACUUGCUUCUCAUCAUCUCUUCUUAUGACCCUCUGCUGCGGGGAGCAAAGGGAAAGAAGGUGCGGGGGCAGCUGCAACAAAGCGGGGUUCAGGCUGCCCGCACCCCGGCGCUAUCCCGGGUGCCCAGGGGAAAGCCAGGCACAGCCAGAACGAAGCUCCAGCAAAAGCGAGGAGCAGAAAGGAAAGUUCGGAAAUAGCAUCCGACCAAGCCGCGAAGGACGGGAGCGGACGGAGCUGUACGCGUCGCAUCAGUUCUCGAUGGUGCAUCCGAGGGGCUGCGUCAGGGCUGUGACCCUCCCUGGUUUGCUACAUGGAGAGGAGUAAAGACAGAAAAUCCGUGUUAUUUAUUUAUUUAUUGGAAGCAAUGUACGGGUGACACCCAGAAGGCAUCCCUGGGAAAAAAAAAAAAACCAAACAACCCAACAACCAGAACCCACCUCUGGACCCAGAUGAGAGCAAAAAGAAUGAGAGAACAGCCUUGACCCCUACCCUGAGAGGAAGGUGAGCAGGAAGGAAAAAAGAAAAUCCAGAAAAGCCAUGCAAACUCCAAACCUGUAGAUUACUGCAGCUCUUUUUUUGCUUCACUGAGGACAGAUAUUUUACUGACAGCCAUGCAGCAUAAAGGCAUCAUGCUGAUUGUGUUCUUGGAAUAUUUUAUUUCUGGCCAUGGGGAAGCAGAUCCCAUGAGGCUACGAGCCUUUCGCUGUAGUGGCCGUUCUUGCAACCCUCCCGUGGGAAACCUUGCAACAGGGAGGACGCCAGUCACUCUCACCACAUGUGGCCAGAACAGUACAGAGCUGUACUGUUUCUACCCAGACCAGAAUCUGCUCCAUCAGGUCUCCCAUGGCUGUGGGCAGCCUCGCUGCACCAAAUGCAAUGCCAACCAGCCUGAUAACUCCCAUCUUCCUGCUGACAUGACAGAUGAUUUCUUUGCAAACCCCAUCUCCUGGUGGCAGUCUGCCCAAGGGGUACACAGAGAAGAAAUCAGACUGGACUUUGAAACAGAAUUCUACCUGACUCAUGUCAUUGCUGUAUUCAAGUCACCUCGUCCGGCUGCAAUGGUGUUAGAAAGAUCCCAGGACUACGGGAAGACUUGGAGGCCCUAUAAGUAUUUCUCUGUCAACUGUACAGCAACUUUUGGGCUCCAGGAUGAUCUCAUUGAGGAGGGCUCCAUGUGCACUUCCAGAUAUUCAGAUGCAAUGCCCUGCACCAGAGGAGAGGUGAUUUAUCGUGCCUUAAGUCCGGCUAACAAGAUUGAAGACCCAUACAGUCUUGAGGCUCAGGAUCUCCUGAAACUCACCAACCUUCGCCUCCUUUUGUUAAAAAGACAGGACUGUCCGUGCCAUGGUUCAGGAUUGGUAGAGAAACCUCAGAGAUUUGCUCACUAUGCUAUUUAUGACCUGAUCAUCCGAGGAAGCUGCUUUUGCAAUGGGCAUGCAGAGGAAUGUGAGGUUGCGAAUAGGACAGGAGUCACGGAGAACGUGGUCCAUGGGAAGUGUGUGUGUAGGCACAAUACAGCAGGGGACCACUGUGAGAAAUGUGCACCGCUAUACAAUGAUCAGCCUUGGAAGCCAGGAGAUGGAAAGACAGGGGCACCAAAUGAAUGCAAAAAGUGUCGCUGUCACAACCAUGCUGACAGCUGCCACUUCGAUCUGAGUGUUUGGCUGGCAUCAGGAAAGCGCAGCGGUGGAGUCUGCGACAACUGCAAGCAUAACACAGAGGGACAUCGGUGUCAAAGAUGCAAACCGGGAUACUACCGAGAUAGAGGGAAACCCAUGUCUUCUCCAGAGGUCUGCAAACCUUGUGCCUGCCAGCCAAUGGGCUCAGUCAACGCAACUUUCAGCAGAAGCUGGCGAUGCCAUCCCAAGACAGGAUUCUGCUACUGCAAGCCAGGAGUGGCAGGCCCCUACUGUGAUAGAUGUCUCAUGGGUUACUGGGAUUUUGGAGAAAAUGGCUGUCGCCCUUGUGACUGUGCCAGAGACUGCGACCAGCAUACUGGAAACUGCUUCGAUGGCUAUGACAACGAGCCAUUCUUUAAUAUCCCCAUUGGGGGACGAAUCCCUGACCUUGUGCAAACACCAACCAAUGAGAGUGAAGAGGAAUGGAAAUGGAAUGACCAUGAGCAGGGGUUUUCCGCGCUCAGGCACCCAGAAAAGUGUGUGUGCAAAGAAAAGGUGCUUGGGAGUGUCACUGACUUCUGCCAAAUGAAAUAUGCUUAUGUAAUAAAAGCAAGAAUCCUCUCAGCUCAUGACAAAGGGACUCAUGCAGAAGUUGUUGUGAAAGUGAAGAAGGUCCUGAAAUCAGGCAAAGUGAAAAUUGCUCGGAGCAACAGAAGCAUUUACCCAGAAUCCUGGACCAACAGGGGAUGUACAUGUCCCAUUCUCAAUCCUGGUACUGACUAUCUUAUAGCAGGCCAGGAGGACUCUAGGACAAGCAAACUCCUUGUGAACAUGAACAGCCUGGUGAAACCCUGGAAAGCAUAUUUGGGAAAACAAGUAUCAGAUAUUCUUCGAACUGAGUGCAAAUAAUUUCUGCUUUGGAAGUUACAGUGCUGAACUUUGCCUUUUAGUAACACUGCAGUGAAAGGUGUAGUUAGUUCAUGCAUUCCCAUUCAACACGCUCCUAGCUGAAGUGAUGAAAGGAGACUUGCCAUCCUUUCUCCUUCCACGUGCUUAGACAGGAAAAUUGGGACUCGACUACUUUUUUUUCAGAAAAUGCACAGCCUUAUCAUACAAAAUUAAGUAGUGCAUCACACAUAGGUUACAAGUCAGUUCUUAAUUUGAUCCUGAUUCCAUGCAGCCAGAGAAUAAUUUUACAAGGCAAAACUAAAUAUAUGGAUUAGCAUUUCCAUACUUCAGGUCAGAGCCUGAUAUUAAUAUGUAUAAGCUGCUUACAUAAUGCAUUCUUUACUUGGGUGUAGGUUUUUUUAUAAGUGACCACUAACAGGCAGCAGUUUCUUCCAGCUUUACAAGUGGCAUAAUAUUAAACAAGCAUGUUGAAUAAUACUUAUUUAAAAGAGCUCAGAUUGAUUUAACGUCAGACUGCAAUUAUGCCAAUGUAGCAUGUUGCUUUCUAGAAGGCAGCAUUAUCCCAAACUAACGUGAUUUAUCUCACAACACGGUCCUUUAUAGAUGUACACUUCUACAAUCAACGCUUAGUGCUGAGAUCUGCCACAGAAAGCACCUUGGCUCAAACCUGAAUCCAAAUCCUCCCCUUGCUCCUGACGUACUUUUGCUCUUUGCUGUGUUGCUUUAGUCUGUAACACCACAAAAGUUUCACAGCGAUUACCACUAAAAAGCCUUAUGUUAGGAAGGAGCCAAAACAUGUGAGGAACUAGUAACUGCUGUAACACUGAGAUUGUUAACACUACAAAAGCUACAGGGCAGAAGCAGGAGGAGGUAAAUGGAUUGGCUGGACUGAGUAUUCAAUGAGGUAUCUAUAGUUACUGUGAGAGCAACCUGGCUAUUCAAACUGUGCUGAAGUCCUGUGGCAUUUCAUUGCACUUUGCGCUUUCAUUCUGCUUUAUUUCUCUUGGUCACACUUCAAGUUAAGAUACUGAAGCUAGGCUCCCUUCCCAUUGUGCCUGGGGAUCAUUUUCCCCUCCACAGAAGUAUAGGAGUGGUAACAUCUUCACUCUAGGUAAGAAUUGUUCUGUUCUGCAAAAACAUUCUUUCUAAAUCAAUCUUACCCUACCCUAUAGUAAUUAACAGGUAGCUACUUAAAUCAUCCCCUAACAAUAUUUUGAGGAAACUGUAGUUUAAGACCUGUCCCCUGUUUAAGGACUCACAAUCAAAUGAAGCUGGUUGCAGUAUAUUUCCUCAUCAAGUAAAGCAGAAAUUAUAAUGAGUCAGUCUAUUUUUUUCAGGGGGCUCCAGAGAAAAAUAUGAAAUAUGCUACUUUUGCAUAUUUCUAUUUCAUGUCUAUAUUUUUUAAUGCUCUCAGGAUAGAGGAGAUAUCUUCAUUUAGCAUUGUGUGAGCAGCACAUAGGGUACCUAGAAAAGCCUAAUAUUAAUGCAGAAGGAUGGAAACCAUAGUCCACAACUUAGGCCAUUGGUUUGAUAUUUUUAUGACUGGGAACCUGAAAAAAACAGCUUCUUCCAUUCUAUUUGUUGCUGUUUUCCUUUUAACUUCACAUUGGUUGAACAGCAGAAGAAUCCUCACCUCAUUUGGAAACAGAUGACAGGCAGGUAUUUACAAAAUAAAAGCCCCACUUUUCUCCCAACAUUGCAUAAACAGUGUUUCUUCCUCCCCCGUUUUCAGAGUCUCCCCUCUUCCAUUGCCAUUGCUUUCCCUCUUUCACGUCAUUAUUUAUUUGUUGUUACCUCCUCUGGUAUCCAACAAUGUGGCAUCUCCAACAAGCCAUUUAAUUAAUGUAAUAAAACACUUUUUUAACUAAGGAAUUUGGCUUCAUUUGAAAUGUCAGCUUACAGAAAUUAAGAGCUUAGCAACUGAUUUCUUUACUGUGUCCAGAAAUCGUCUCACAACAAAAAGACUGACUAGUUCUCUUUCAUGUUUUGAUAAAAAUAAAGAUGUGUACAUGAAUUUACAGUCUGUUCUCAAAGGGCCUCUCAGAAUAAAUGAAAAUCAAUGUAGGUUUAGAACUAAGCUAAGGAACACACUUUUCAACACAGGCCAUUAUACCUGCAGGGGGUCUUAUUUAACAAUGAUGGUAUUACAUUUUGGUUUAUAGUCAGUACCAUAUUAAAGCAAACUCCCAUAUUCCACUUUUUGUGCCAGAUUGGUGAUUUUGUGGCAGGGUAAAUGUAUGCAUAGUUCCCUUCUGUGGCUGAAAGUUAUUUUUUAACAAGGUAAUUUACAAGCAUUUCUAGCGACUACUGGUAGAAAUACUAUUUGGAACAAGAAUAUUGAUAUCCUGAUGUGUUCUCUUGGGGCCUACUAUAAUACAGUGAUUAAAAAAUACCAAAUGCAAACAGGGUUGUAUGCAAACAAGAUAAUCAGUACAUCACACAUUUAAGAUCUCAAAAGGAGUGAUACCUACACACACUUUAGAGAGAAGUGUAAAGUCAGUAGGGGAACACAAAAUCAAUCAUCUAAUUUCUUCUCCUAGUUUCCCAUUCUUUUUAAUCUUUAAUUUACUUGCAUGUUCCUAUACAGCUAAAUCUACUUAAUUUCCUCCAUUAAGUAGAAAAAUUGCAUAUUUUGUUCCAGCUACAAGCUCUUGUUUAAUGGUUUUGCUAAACAGAAUAACAGGUAUUCCAUAAGCAUUUAAUUUAAUUUGAAAGUAAAAAUGAAAGCAUGUUAGGGUGAGUCGACACUGCAAGUUGACAUUUUAUUGGUAUUAUUACUUCUGCUAAUCAGGUAUCUAUCUCUGAGAAUAAAAUUCCAACUCACACAGAGCUACCACGUGCAAUCUCUUUGUUCAGCAGUGCUAGAAUCCAGGUAGCAUUUAAGUGUCCAAAUAGAAGUGAACUGCAUAGAUCAAGUUAGAACUGUUAUUGAUUCAAGAAGAGAUGAGAAAGUUUAAAUUGAUCACCAUGAGACUUCAGAAAGGAAAAAAGAUAUUUUCUUGUGUACUGCUACCUGAAAUGAAGAUGAGCAUGAGAGCACAGGAUGACAACUGUCCUCCUAGUAGCAGCAAGCAAGGUAAUACAUAAUAAAUUCAAAGAACUACCACAGAAUAUGUAGUACCCCUGGACCAAAAAAAAAAGAAUUGUUUUGUAGGCCUGUGUACAAUAUCACAUCUCUUGUAAUCCUCACUGUGCCUGUGUGCCUUAGGUGACACAGUAAUACAAAAACUACUAACAUGGAAAAAAUGAUUAAUUUGACCAAUAUAAAAACGGCUGGACAGUUUUUCAGUACAUCUGAAAUAGGACCCAUCUUUAACAUUGCUACACGAACAACGCCACAGCACCCUAAUGGGCAGAGUGUCUCACAACCACAUACUGAACGGUAGCAAUGAAGUGUCACUUGCAAAUCCUUCAUAAGGAUGAAAUAAAAGCCUCUACUCACAAGAAAAGUGUGGAAAGCUGAAGAAAAUAUCUAAUAGGAAAAUGUAUAAUAGGGCAGGUGAUAGCUGGAAGCAGAAGCACAUGUAACUUCCCACAGACAGCAGCAAACUCAGUAUUGCUGGAGGUCAAGUAGCUCUCUGUAGCAGCUGUGCAGCACAUGUAUCUAUGAAUACAUGAUCAUUCUGGCACCAUUGACCCUUAAAGCAUCAAAGUAGUUCAUUAAAUGGCCAUUGUGAGUGCUGAGCCCUAACUCCAAUGUACUGACAUUGCUGCUAAUGCUUCUCCAGCUUCUGCUCCUGGCAAGCAGCUAAGGAGGAAAAUAUACCUAGACAAAACCUUUGUGCACCUUCCGAGUGGCUCACUGCCAUAAAGAAUUAGCUUUGUCCGUAAUAUUUACGUCUCUCAAUUUUUCCAGGCUGCUUGAUGUAAGCUUUCUUUAAAUUGAUAUAAUUCACAUGAUGAGCUCCCACAAGCUCCCCAGAUGUGGAAAAGUCAGUGUGUUGUGUUGUAG
Molecule: messenger RNA, 6980 nt
Organism: Cuculus canorus (common cuckoo)
Lineage: Eukaryota; Metazoa; Chordata; Aves; Cuculiformes; Cuculidae
Product: netrin-4-like
Exons: 10
Coding region: 1112-3028 (638 amino acids)
Biological process (GO): basement membrane assembly; substrate adhesion-dependent cell spreading; cell migration
Cellular component (GO): laminin trimer
Molecular function (GO): protein binding
Source: RefSeq, a predicted model, not a curated record